Molecule: messenger RNA, 906 nt
Organism: Adineta ricciae
Lineage: Eukaryota; Metazoa; Rotifera; Eurotatoria; Adinetida; Adinetidae
Source: the annotation of a GenBank genome assembly
AUGAGUUAUCGACAACGUUCUUCCACGAAACGUAAAUCUAUUCAUGAAAAUCCUGUACCGGCUGCAAAUGAACCAAGCGCAAUAAAUGACUCGAUAUCAACGUCAUACAAACGACAGAAAGUAGUCACUGAAAAACGUCUCCGUCGCUACCGAGCAACAAUGACCGCUGCUACUCGCGAUCGGAUUGAACGCGCCUUAAAUCAGCGUCUUUAUUUACUUGCGAUCAGUAAAUCAGCCGAUGGCUCGAUCUAUCGAGAAUACAAAGUACUUGGACAAACGGCAAACGUCUAUACCGUCGCCAUUACUCACAUACCGUCAUGUACAUGUCCUGAUUAUGGCAAAGGUAAUCUAUGCAAACAUAUCAUCUUUGUUUUACAUCGAGUGCUCAAAGUCAGUCGAGCUUCACCAUUGAUCUAUCAGCAAGCAUUGCUGACGAUUGAACUACAUGAUAUUUUUUCGAAAGCCGAUUCUCAAAACAAUGAUUCAUCAAUUCUUGCCGAACAACCGAUUCUUGAAGCUUAUCAUGCGAAAACGGGUGAUCCAGGUGUGAUUUUAACAAUCAAAGAUGUCGAACAGAAGCCAAUUGAGGCCGAUGAUGAGUGUCCAAUUUGUUUCGAGUCAUUGUUAGGUGAAGAAACGAACAUCAUCUUUUGCUCACGAUCGUGUGGAAACAAUAUUCACAAGAAUUGUUUCGACAAAUGGCGACAGGCGAAAUCAUCGAUGAACGAAUCAGUCACGUGUCCAUUUUGCCGAGUUGAAUGGAAAAGCGUACUUGAAAAACACGAGAACUCUCAAGGUUAUCUAAAUUUAGCUGCUUAUGCAACGACUGACCACUACGAAGAUGAUGACGAUGAUGACGAUGACGAUGAGAAUACAGAAGAUUGGAUGUUUUAUAAUUACUGGUAG